This is a messenger RNA of Cinara cedri, 1402 nucleotides long. NCBI's taxonomy places the organism in Eukaryota, Metazoa, Arthropoda, Insecta, Hemiptera, Aphididae. The record is from the annotation of a GenBank genome assembly.
AUGAAUCAUUUAUCAAUGUUUUUGUUAGUACUCGUAACAUGCGCGUUAUCGAAAAAUGAAAAGUUAAACUUUUUUCCUAAUCUUCCAGUUGUAAGUAACUUUAAUAAUUCACCGAAAUAAUAUUUUUCACGUGCGCAUAUUAUAUCAUUUAUAAUAUAACUAUGGAUUUUUACUUUAAAUAAUAACAGGGAGAAUACAAGGUGUAUCCCAAAGCUAUUAUACAAUGUAAACAAAAACAACAUCUAUUUGAAUAUAAUUUGUAUUUGAAUAGAAUAUCAAGUAACACUUCUGAAGUCAAAGGUAAUAUUACAUGUAUGAAACCAUUGGACGAUUCUGACAAUGUAAGUAUGUUUAUACAUGGUUUUUAUUAAAAUUGAAUUGUGCCGUCUUGCAAAAACUGCCUAAGUGAUAUUUUAACUGUUCGUAAACAAUAAUAUUUAUGUGAAUAUUCAUCACAAUAGCUUGAAAAAUCACAAACUAUUGAAAAUGUAUGUUUUAAAAUAUCCACGGAAAAGUGUAUAAUUUAAAAAAAAAAAAUAAUUUUUUCGUUGAAUUUAAGANGUGAUAAUAUAUUAUAAUUACUAUAAGAAACCGUUGGACGAUUAACCUGAUGUUAAGUUUAAACAUUGAUUUAACAAGAUGUAUUAAAUAUUAAUUCAGUUAAUUUUAAUCUAGGGGUCAGAAAACUUUUUUAAUAAUUUUCAAUUUGGUAAAUUACUAAAAAUAUUAGUACUCCAUAUAUACGUAACUAGGUAUUACAAUUAUAAUCGCAAAAUGUUAUUAAUUUUUAAUUUGAUUUCACUAGGCGACUAUCAUAUCAGUUAGUAUUAAACCGGACAUCCGUCUGUAACUUUGAAAAUCGUGAUUAUAAUUUGUAUUAAUCAGACGAUUCAUCGUAAUAUUACUAAUAGUUAUUUAUCGGCUUAAAUAAUAUUAUAUUAUACUUAUAAAAUAAAAUAUAUAUAUAUGUGUAACUUUGUUUAAAGAUAGUAAUAAUCAGUGCUGUCAAAGAUUCCAUCGGUGGUUGGAAAGACAAUGCUUUCAUUUACAAAAUUUCCAAAGCAUGUUCAACGUUUGAGAAAGUAUUUGGUAACUUGAGAACCACAUUAAACCUAACAACAAAAAAAAAUAAUUUUAAUCGGAAUUGUCCAUAUCCUGCAGUAAAUAUAAUUCGCGUAAUGUUAUACUUUAAUAUAUAAUAUUCAACAAAUAUAUUUACGUUUAGGGUCUAUAUGUAUCAAAUGGUUUUGAUUUUACAAGUUUCAUCGCAAAUGCCAAUAUACCAAAACAAUAUUUUUACGGAAUUUACAAAGCUCGAUUUGAAUUGUUCGAUAAAAAAAACAAUCAAAUUGGUUGUGUAAUUUUUGUCGUAGACGUUAAACGUCCCUGGGAAACCGAAUAA